Messenger RNA from Rhizopus microsporus ATCC 52813, 1236 nucleotides. Its product is annotated as homocitrate synthase. Gene Ontology annotation, cellular component: mitochondrion. The transcript is spliced from 3 exons. Gene Ontology annotation, molecular function: homocitrate synthase activity. The record is from RefSeq and is a predicted model, not a curated record. Lineage: Eukaryota; Fungi; Mucoromycota; Mucoromycetes; Mucorales; Rhizopodaceae. The coding region runs from base 1 to 1236 and encodes 411 amino acids.
AUGUCUAAUGAUCCCAAUUCAAACGUUGGCAACUUUAAGAUUAUCGAAUCUACCUUAAGAGAGGGUGAACAAUUUGCUAAUGCCUUCUUCACUACUGAAAAGAAGAUUGAAAUCGCAAAGGCUUUGGACGAAGUAGGUGUUGACUACCUCGAAUUGACUUCCCCCGCUGCCUCGGAACAAUCCCGUAAUGACUGUAAAGUGAUUUCUAGCUUGGGUUUGAAGGCCAAGAUCUUGACUCACGUUCGUUGCCAUAUGGAUGACGCUAAACUAGCGAUCGACACAGGUGUGGACGGACUCGAUGUCGUCAUUGGUACUUCUAGUUUCCUCCGUGAAUUUUCUCAUGGCAAAGACAUGGAAUAUAUUACCAAGCAAGCUGUCGAAGUGAUCAGUUACAUCAAGAGCAAGGGUCUCGAAGUUCGUUUUUCCACAGAAGACUCUUUCCGCUCUGAUCUCGUUGAUUUACUCAGUAUUUACAAGGCUGUGGACAAGAUUGGUGUCAACCGUGUGGGUAUUGCCGAUACUGUGGGUUGUGCUAACCCUCGUCAAGUGUACGAAUUGGUCAAGACGUUGAGAAGUGUUGUCAGUUGUGAUAUCGAAUGUCACUUCCAUAACGAUACCGGUUGCGCUAUUGCCAAUGCUUAUGCUGCUCUUGAAGCAGGUGCUACUCACAUCGAUACAUCUGUCCUUGGUAUUGGUGAACGUAAUGGUAUCACUCCCUUGGGUGGCCUCUUGGCCAGAAUGUACGUCGGUGACAAGGAUUAUGUAAUGAAGAAGUAUGACUUGACCAAGAUUCGUGAGGUUGAAAAUAUCGUUGCUGAUGCUGUCGAAGUCACUGUCCCAUUCAAUAACUACAUCACCGGUUACUGUGCCUUCACUCACAAGGCUGGUAUUCAUGCCAAGGCUAUUCUCAAUAACCCAUCCACUUACGAAAUCCUAAACCCUCAUGACUUUGGUAUGACUCGUUAUGUUUCUAUUGGUCACCGUUUGACUGGCUGGAACGCAGUCAAGAACCGUGUGGAGCAAUUGGAUUUGAACCUUACUGAUGAUGACGCCAAGGCAGUGACGGCCAAGAUCAAGGAAUUGGCUGAUGUUCGUCCUCUAUCACUAGAUGAUGUCGAUGUCUUGCUUCGUUCCUAUCAUCAAGCUAAGGAAGAUGGUAAUCAUACUCACUUUUUAAACAAGAUUGAAAAACCAGAACACAUAGCUUCUUUCUCAUCAGAGGCUGCUAUUGCAUAA